This is a messenger RNA of Sorex fumeus (smoky shrew), 1134 nucleotides long. Its product is annotated as CAP-Gly domain-containing linker protein 1-like. The annotation marks the transcript as partial. NCBI's taxonomy places the organism in Eukaryota, Metazoa, Chordata, Mammalia, Eulipotyphla, Soricidae. Gene Ontology annotation, cellular component: microtubule plus-end; nucleus; cytoplasm. Gene Ontology annotation, biological process: cytoplasmic microtubule organization; positive regulation of microtubule polymerization. The record is from RefSeq and is a predicted model, not a curated record. Gene Ontology annotation, molecular function: microtubule plus-end binding. The transcript is spliced from 6 exons.
AUGAGUCUGCUGAGGCCUAGCGGGCUGAAGGCCCCCACCAAGUUCCUCAAGCAUGGGAGCUGGGCCCUGAAGACACCCUCGGCCGCGGCUGCUCCCGUUGAGAAGACCGUGCCUGGGGAGAAAAACCCCAGCGCCCCCUCCUCGGAGAUGCAGGAGGAGUUUGUGGGCGACUUCCAGGUCGGGGAACGAGUCUGGGUGAACGGGAACAAGCCUGGAUUCAUCCAGUUCCUCGGGGAGACCCAGUUUGCCCCUGGUCAGUGGGCCGGGAUCGUCUUGGACGAGCCCAUCGGCAAGAACGACGGCUCGGUGGCGGGUGUGCGCUACUUCCAGUGCGAGCCGCUGAAGGGCAUCUUCACCCGGCCGUCCAAGCUGAGUAGGAGCUUUCAGGCCGACGAUGAGACCAACUGCCGGCAGCCAGCGCCUGCCGCCUGGGCCACACCGCCCCUGUCGGCCUCCCCGGCCCUUGCCGGCACCGUGAAGGUGCCCCAGUCCCCCGCGAAGGAGGCACCGGCCACCCCUCACAUCAGCAGCCUGACCAGGACGGCCAGCGAGUCCAUCUCCAACCUCUCUGAGGCCGGCUCCCUCAAGAAAGGGGAGCGGGAGCUGAAGCUCGAGGACCAGGUGGUGGUGGGAGGCAUGGAGGCCAGUGUGGUGCGCUUCCUCGGGGAGACGGACUUCGCCAAGGGGGAUUGGUGCGGCGUAGAGCUGGACAAGCCACUGGGCAAGAACGAUGGUGCCGUGGCCGGAACGAGGUACUUCCAGUGUCAGCCCAAGUAUGGCUUGUUUGCUCCCAUUCACAAAGUCACCAAGAUCGGCUUCCCGUCCACGACGCCGGCCAAGGGCAAGGUGGCCGCCGUGAGGCGUGUGAUGGCCACCACCCCCGCCAGCCUGAAGCGCAGCCCUUCGGCCUCCUCGUUCAGCUCUGUCAGCUCCGGGGCCUCAUUCGAGAGCAGCAGAUCCGGCCGCACGGGACUACACGUCCUGGAGCUGGAGGCCAAGAACGACGAGCUGCGGGCCAUGCUGGAAGCGACCGACUGGGAGAAGGUGGAGCUGCUGAACCAGCUGGAGGAGGAGAAGAGGAAAGUGGAAGACCUCCAGUUCCGAGUCGAGGAGGAGUCCAUCACCAAAGGCGAC